Messenger RNA from Perca fluviatilis (European perch), 933 nucleotides. Its product is annotated as butyrophilin-like protein 2. The record is from RefSeq and is a predicted model, not a curated record. Bases 330 to 827 code for a protein of 165 amino acids. The transcript has 4 exons. Lineage: Eukaryota; Metazoa; Chordata; Actinopteri; Perciformes; Percidae.
UGUGUUUUUUUCUGUUUCCUUCUUAAAUUUUAAAUAGUUGAAGAACAAGAUCCUAACUGGGACAGCAGGAAUUAGGGGCGGCAGCUAGUGUACAGAUGCAAACAGUCUCAAGGGAAGGAAUCGAAAAUCAACAGGCGGAGUUAGCCCUCUGAGCUAAUGCGUAAAAACACAGAAUCCAUGAUCUCAGUGUGAACCAAGAUGGGCCACACAGUUGUUAUUCCCAUAGUGCCGACUUCUUAAAUCCACGGUGACACUUCUCGGACAGAGAGCCGGUGAAGGAGAGAACAGUGACGGAGCAAAAGACGACAGCAGAUCGAAACUUAGCACUCAUGGCUGCAUUUCUGUUCCUGUUGUUCCUUCUGUCUGAAGCAGCUUCUGAUUUGAUCAUGUUAUCAGUGCACCCUGGAGAGGAUGCCAUUCUGCCAUGCAGGGCCGCUGACGUCCCCAUCAGAGCUGUAGAGUGGACCAGGCCUAACCUGGAGCCACCACAGUACGUCCUCUUCUACAGAGAUGGACACUUGGACACAACCCACCUACAUCCAUCCUAUAAGGGCAGAGUGCAGCUGCUGGACAGACAUCUGAAGGAUGGAGACGUGUCUUUAAUUCUGAAGAAUGUCAGGAGACACGACAGAGGAACAUACGAGUGUCGAGUAGCAUCAGUUGGUUUCACACGUACAAAGAGAGCAAUCCUUGACUCGGAGCCAAUCAGAACCAUCCAACUGCAGAUUACAGAUUCAAACAGUGGACAAUCCAAGGAUGAAAACUCCACUCCUGUAGGCCUAUACAUUGGAUUGGGAGUAUUUUUUGCACUGCUUUUUUUAACUUGACUGUUAAUGGUGGACAGAUGGCUAUUUCAGUUAGAUUGGAUUGGAUUAGAUUAGAUCAGAUUCAACUUUAAUGUCAUUGUGCAGAGUACAAGUACGAAGACAACGA